GUCUGAAUACUCAGGAGUGAGUGCGAGCUCAAAUUCUCUGCGGUGCAGAGCUGGAAAAACACAGCACCCUUCCACCCCAACGCUGCUUCACUGGCUUAAGGACAUAUUUUGGAGUAUCCGGGAUCGGGACGGGAGCCCUCCUCCGGUACUCAUUUUUAUCUUUUAUUUAUGCUUUGAGUUCAAGUGCGGCGACGGGACAUUGAGCGCGCGAGAGACUUGACUUUCUCCAGCGCCGCGAGUAGACUCUGAAGACUGCAGCUGUCGAGCUCUGCGCGUCCAUAUGAGGCAGAUGUCUUUCGCGGUGCAUUAGUCCCGAAAGUUUUUGGCUUUCUGUUGUUCGAGCACAAUCGAGUGACACUGUAUGCUCCAGCGCACGAGCGCGUCGCAUGCGGACACCCAUCAAGAACAUUGCUCGCGCAAAGAGAGGGGAGAAAAAACGCAAAAGUCUGGUUUUCCCAACACUUUGCUGAAGAACAGGGGCACGAUGAGCGCCGAUCUUGCCAUGGGGCCCGAGCUGCCCACCAGCCCGCUGGCGUUGGAAUAUGUCAAUGACUUUGAUUUAAUGAAGUUCGAGGUAAAGAAAGAGGCCAUGGCGGCGCACGACCGCGCUAAUAUACGGCAGUGCAACCGCCUCCAGCCGCAGGGCUCCGUGUCCUCCACUCCUAUCAGUACCCCGUGCAGCUCCGUUCCGUCCUCCCCGAGCUUCAGCCCCACAGAACAGAAGAACCACCUGGAGGAGCUGUACUGGAUGCCCAGCGGCGCGUACCCGCAGCAGAUCGACCCGCAGACGUUAAGUCUGACGCCCGAAGACGCGGUGGAGGCUCUGAUCGGUGCCACGGCCCACGGGCACCCGCCGCCCCCUCACGUGCAGCAGCAGCUGCAAGCUGGAGCGUUUGAUGGAUACAGGGGCCCGCAUCACCACCACGGCCACGCGCAGCAACAACAGCAGCAGCAGCAGCAGCCGCACCACCACCACCAACACCAGUACGGCGCGAUCCCCCAUCACCCCGACGACCUGUCGGGUCACCCCGGCGCUCACGGUCACCACCCGCACCAUCACCACCACCACCACCACAGUCAGGACCCCGACAGCCCUUCUCCUACCUCGCCCGAGCAGCUCCACCACCGCCACCACCACCAUCACCACCCGCACGGCCACCCGGGUCAGGGUCACCACGGCGUGGGGGGCGGCCUGAACGUGGAGGACCGCUUCUCCGACGACCAGCUGGUGACCAUGUCCGUACGGGAGCUCAACCGACACCUGCGGGGCUUCACCAAGGACGAGGUGAUCCGCCUGAAGCAGAAGCGCCGGACCCUGAAGAACCGGGGCUACGCGCAGUCCUGCCGCUUCAAGCGCGUGCAGCAGAAGCACCUGCUGGAGAACGAGAAGACGCAGCUCAUCAACCAGGUGGAGCAGCUCAAGCAGGAGAUCAACCGGCUGGCCCGAGAGAGAGACGCCUACAAACUCAAGUGCGAGAAACUGACCGGAGCGAACGGGUUCCGCGAGGCAGGAUCCACGAGCGACAACCCGUCCUCCCCAGAGUUCUUCAUGUGAGUGCGUGUAUGCAGUACAGUGUGUCUGCUUCUUAUGCCUGAGAGACAGCUACCAGUACUCGUAUUAGAAGAGAAUAAUCCACAAGAAAUAAUAACGAUAAUAAUAAUCUCGUAUGUAAUCAUCGCCACAGACCGCUGGCAACUAAAACGCGAAGAACACGGUAGAAUGUUUUCCGGGAUUUAGAUUAGUUGCUUGUAGUACUACCCCUCGUUUCGUAGAAAACAAAAAGAGAGAAAGGCGAAGAAGAGCUGGCUUUUUGUAUUUAGAUAAGACCUGCUUUGCGUCUGGUAUGUUGAGGAAAAAGAACAAAAGUCGCCAAACUGUGUUUGCGCGGAGCGGAGAGAGAAACUUUGGACUUUUUUUCUUUCUUUUUCCUACUCGGCCAGAAAAGUUGAGAGCACCACAAUAUGCAAAACUUCCCUUAACUUCUCCUGUUAAAGCCGCCUGAGAGAGAGGCGACAGGGGGAACUUUAUGCAACAUCUCAUCGGUUUAUUGCCUGCUUGGUUAUAUAUAGAUAUAUAUAUAUAUAUUAAAAAGAAAAGGAAAAACGACAAAAACAAACACAUAAAUCUGCAUUAAGAUAUUAAUCCUGCAUGCUGGACAUGUAUGGUAAUAAUUUCUAUUUUAUACACUCUUUCUUUCCUUCUUUCUUUCCUUCCUUCUGUUCAUUAUGUAUCAUAAAGAGCAUGUUUUUGAUCUUUAGCUCUUUUUUGGGGGGGAUAUGAGACUGGCUCUCCGGUCAUGGGUUCAUUAUUUGGACUUGUAAAUACAUAUGCAACAGCAAACCUACAAACCGACAUCGAAGAGCUGAUUGUUUUACAACUUUUGUCGUUUGUUUCAUGUGUCGGGAAUAGAUUUCCAAUAACGGGCAUUUUGCAGUUGCAUUGAAAGUAAGCAAACUUUGUAAAAGAAGCGCACUUUUUUGGGGGGC
Danio aesculapii is the source of this 2487-nucleotide messenger RNA. RefSeq names its product MAF bZIP transcription factor Ba (gene mafba). The record is from RefSeq and is a predicted model, not a curated record. Gene Ontology annotation, molecular function: DNA-binding transcription factor activity, RNA polymerase II-specific; RNA polymerase II cis-regulatory region sequence-specific DNA binding. Gene Ontology annotation, biological process: regulation of transcription by RNA polymerase II. The transcript has a single exon. Gene Ontology annotation, cellular component: nucleus. Lineage: Eukaryota; Metazoa; Chordata; Actinopteri; Cypriniformes; Danionidae. Bases 362 to 1555 code for a protein of 397 amino acids.